UUUCAAUAACAGAUAGAUUCAAAUCAAUUGCUUCGUGAAAAAGGUUACUGUGUUUUUUUUGUGUAUAUAUAAGAAUCACUUCAUAUUUUGCAUUACUCAUAACUUUCAAUUUUUAUCUCUCUCUAGCUGCAACUACAAGGAUUCAAAAAAUGGGUCAAUGUUUGGGAUGCUACCAAGUGGAUCAGUCCAAUGUUGCUAUAAAGGAGCAAUUUGGAAAAUUUAUUGAUGUUUUGGAACCUGGAUGCCAUUGUUUGCCUUGGUGUUUUGGUUACCAGAUAGCCGGUGGAUUGUCGCUUCGUGUGCAGCAACUUGAUGUUAAAUGCGAGACGAAAACAAAGGAUAAUGUUUUUGUGAAUGUGGUUGCAUCGAUCCAAUACCGCGCUGUGGCUGACAAAGCGUCUGAUGCUUUUUAUAAGCUCACCAACACAAGGGAACAGAUUCAAUCCUAUGUUUUUGAUGUCAUAAGGGCCAGCGUGCCAAAGUUGGAGCUGGAUGCGGUCUUUGAGCAGAAGAAUGAUAUAGCAAAGGCCGUCGAAGAUGAGCUUGAGAAGGCGAUGUCGACCUACGGUUACGAGAUAGUCCAGACUCUCAUUGUUGAUAUCGAGCCUGAUGUGAAUGUCAAGAGAGCAAUGAAUGAGAUCAAUGCAGCUGCGAGAAUGAGGUUGGCUGCAAACGAGAAAGCCGAAGCAGAAAAGAUACUGCAGAUCAAGAAAGCUGAAGGAGAAGCGGAGUCCAAGUACCUAUCAGGACUCGGUAUAGCUCGUCAACGUCAAGCCAUCGUGGAUGGACUGAGGGACAGUGUUCUUCAGUUCUCUGAGAACGUACCCGGAACAUCGGCUAAAGAUGUCAUGGACAUGGUGCUGGUAACUCAAUACUUUGACACCUUGAAGGAAAUUGGAGCGUCGUCGAAAUCUUCAUCUGUGUUCAUACCACAUGGCCCUGGUGCUGUUAAAGACAUUGCGGUGCAGAUUAGGGAUGGUCUCCUUCAGGGAAAUGCUGCAAAUUUAUAAGUGCUUUUGGAGAUAUAAUAAGUGCUUGUUAUGGUUGAAUUAUGUUUGCAUAUUAUUAUUCUUAUAUUGUAAAAGAAACUAAAACACGAAGGAACUGUUAAGAAAUAUAGGGUUUGCCUUGUAGCAGAAGGUAUUAAACAAAGAGAUUAUAGAGAUUUCUUUGACACAUUUUCUCUGGUUAUAAGGAUUACAUUUAUUACUAUUGCUCA
This is a messenger RNA of Lathyrus oleraceus (garden pea), 1219 nucleotides long. Its product is annotated as hypersensitive-induced response protein-like protein 2. Lineage: Eukaryota; Viridiplantae; Streptophyta; Magnoliopsida; Fabales; Fabaceae. Gene Ontology annotation, cellular component: mitochondrion. The transcript has 5 exons. Bases 150 to 1010 code for a protein of 286 amino acids. The record is from RefSeq and is a predicted model, not a curated record.